AUGGUGACGCGAAAUUUACUGAAGUUCAAUCGAGUCUCGGGAAUCUUGUCCCUAUCUCGGUCUCAGGUUUCGAUGGACAUGCAUCGUAUUCCUGUCAAAAACUUUGAAAAAGCAAUGAGUUCCCAAGCGUCACGAAAUGAAAUGACCUGUGUUCGGUGGAAAAAGCACGGUUGGACUGCAGAUUCUAUGGUGAAAGAUACAUUCAAUGAAAUCAUGAAAGGAAGUCGUUCAUUUACUAGAGCUGAGGUGCAAAGAGCUAUAAAUCAUUUUAAUGAUCUCAAGAUGAAAGCAAAAGUGCCCGAUUUCAUGGCUGUCAAGUUGGCAUCAGUUGUAACAAUUCAUCUUGGCUGGAAAGAAGGGGAAAAAGUUCUGGAAAUGCAUUACAUGACUCAUGGUGCAGAAUUAAGAUUUGCAGGAGAAGCAUCACUAAUGGAUGAACAAGUGGAAGGAGCUGUACGUCGAAUUUUUGAUAAUAUGGGCGGAGACGCAUAUGAAAUAGCUCGUCAUUUCUACUGUCGUCUUAUUGAUUUAAGGCUUUGCAAAGUGAAAGAUUGUGUUUUCAGAAUCUUCAUACUGGAUUUACUCAAGAAGAAUCAAGUAAAGAAAGCGAUUGAAGAAUUUGAUUAUUUUUCUCAUUACGGAAAACAUGGCUCAUUAUCGAGUACAGCAUUUUUUGUGCUCUGGUCAGCCUUCAAAAAGAAUGAUGAAUUAUUUCAGGAAGCAGUAGAAAUCAUCAACGGAAGUAUAGAAAGUCGUCUGCAGCAAAUCUGCAUUUUGGGUUCUGUAUUUCUCAUGGAAGAACUUCAUAUACAGUUUGUGGAUUUUCUAAGGAAACAAAACUACAACAUAUCAACGGAAGACGUAGAAUUCAUAUGUAAUUUGACACGCAAAUGUAAAAAGCCCGCUAUUUUGGAAUCAUUUAUGAAUGCUCAUGAAUUAUUCAAAUUGACUGAUAAGUCACGAGCUCGAAUAUAUGGAAGUUUAAUCGAAAUUCAUGGGAAAGCGAACAAUUUGACCGGCUUGUUGAAAAUAUGGGAACAGGUAGUUGCGGAAAAAAACUUGAAUAAUUUCAGAGUUGUGAUUCUUAAACUUGGCCACUUCUACAAAUGCAACAAUUUUUCAGUUCCAACUGAUAUGCAAUAUUAUUUGAAACAGUACAGAGAAUAA
Messenger RNA from Brugia malayi, 1167 nucleotides. RefSeq lists its product as uncharacterized. Lineage: Eukaryota; Metazoa; Nematoda; Chromadorea; Rhabditida; Onchocercidae. The transcript is spliced from 9 exons. The record is from RefSeq and is a predicted model, not a curated record. The coding region runs from base 1 to 1167 and encodes 388 amino acids.